AGUUUUUCUGAAGACAUUUAUUUGACAUUCAGUCCUUCUGCUGUGUAGAAAACAUUGUAAAAUGUAAAAAUAAACAUCGCCCAAAUAUUUUAGAACUCAUAUUUAUAAUUACUAUCACAUUUUUAAAAUAAAAGUGCGUUUGGAGGAUCGUAUGGAAAUCCCUUCAAGGCGCAUCUGAAAAACAUGUGAACAGCUGAUUCAUCCAUUUUUAAAAAUUAUAGUGAAUUCCAAUGUGUUUAUGGUUAUUGAGUAAUUUUUUUUGAAAAUUAAUUGUGAAGAAAAGUGCAGUAAAAGUCUUUGUUUAUAGAAGUGUGGAAAAAGGUCAGUUUUCAAUAAGUAUUUUUAUAAAUGUAGUAAGUUUAAAUCUUAUUGGAAAGUAUUUUACCGAGCUCAAAUUGUUACGAGUUAGUGGCAUUGUAGUGAAAACGAAACGAGUUUCGAAAUCGAGCCUACUUACUUAUCCUCAAGAUUAGGUAUAAAGAAACACGAACCAUAGGGGAAAGCCAACAUGCCGUCGCUGCUAGAAGCUCUAGAGCGGAAAUAUGGUGCGAAGGGCGAAGUGAAUGCUCCAAUAGAUGACAUGCCCGUAGCAAUAUUUGUGCCCAAGCGCUCCCCUCGGCUGAGUGUACCCACGCUACUGGUGCUUAACGACUGCGAGAUCGACUGCGCCGGAGAUGCCCGUGCUCUCGCAGAUAAAUGUGCGGAUGUGGUCGAGCUCGAUCUAGCCAAUAACAAACUCACCGAGUGGGAUGAAGUUUUAGCAAUACUGGAGCAGACACCACGAGUUCGGUUUCUCAACUUGAGCUUCAACCGUCUGUCGGCUCAGAUCCAGGCGGCACUGACGUUACAGCCACGUUGGGACAGUCUGAGCCACCUCAUUCUGAACUCCACAUACGUCGGUUGGCCGAGCGUCCACGCGUUACUCAAAGCUCUACCAGCUCUGGAGGAGUUGCAUUUGAGCCUAAACGAGUACUCCUAUGUGGACUUCUCCGGACAAGAGGUUGAUAAGGAAGCUCAAUGUGAGGCGUGUUCACGACUCAACGUUGAUGUCACAGAGCCCGUUCAUGAGCAGCUAAAGAAACUCCACUUCUCCGGGAACCAUGUCAGCAGUUGGCGGGAGAUCUCAAAACUAGGUUACGCCUUCCCGAAUUUGGAAACCCUGUUGGUCAACGACUGCCCAAUAGCAACACUAGCGCCAGACCCGUGUGACAAAUGUAGUGAUGAUAAUGGAAAUAAGAAGAGCCACGAUGCCUUCCCACACCUCCGCUUCCUAAACCUCAACAACACGGGCUUAGCGACGUGGGACGAGGUGGAUCGACUGGCACAGUUUCCUGCUCUCAAGAGUUUGCGGGUACAGGGCUGGCCGUUAUGGGACCGUGUGGAGUCCACGGAGCACGAGAGACGGUUGUUACUGGUAGCUCGGCUGCCGCACGUGAGAACCCUGAACGGAGGUGGGGCUGUACCAAUUGAAGAGAGGGACGCGGCUGAGAGAGCAUUCAUUCGAUACUACAUGGAGAAACCUGAGUCUGACCGUCCUGAUAGAUAUUGGGAGUUGGUGGGCGUCCAUGGUAAACUGGAUCCUCUCGUGUCUGUGGACCUUAGGCCGGAGAAGCGCGUACAAAUCACCUUCACGUGUGGCGACCACAGCGAAGUACGCACCGUCGACGUUUACAGAACUGUAUCUGACCUGAAGACACGGCUAGAACGGAUGGCUGGCUUCCCCGCUUCUAAAAUGAGACUCUUCUACGUCGAUCAAGAACUACGAGAUUCUCAGCCUUUUCAGGGUCCCGAGGAGAUGAGGUACCCCACGAAGCAGCUGUACUCCUACAACAUCAGGUCAGGAGACGAAAUCAUCAUAGACAGCAAGUUGAAACACUCGAUUUCUGCCAACUCUACGGCGUGAGACGGCGGAACAAAACAAUGUCGGCUGCAUUUCUAUAACACUACCCUACUUAAAUAAAACACAUAUAAUUACCUCUUUGAGGAAUAAAGACUGAUAAAAGGCCAGUCUUUCCUUAAUCGUGUCAAUAAAUCUUAAAUUUUGUUAAGCGUAACACAUGGCAGUACAAUAUUUCAAACUAGAGGUGCAACUGACAUACGAACUUUUUGCCUAGAAAUGCCAUUUCAUAUAAUUUCGUUCUACUGUUCGUCUACUAACAUUUUGAUGUACGGAUGUGGAUUUUAGUUAUUUUUUUUUUUUGUAAGAAAUCGUUUCUGUUGUCUCCAAGUGGAUUAUUUUAGAAGUAAUAUCGCAAGUAUUAUAAUAAUAGGAAAUGUCAACGGUUGUCACAAAGCAUUUAGUUUUUAAGGAUUAUCGCAAGCUUUGAGCUUAAAAUGGAAUAUUUUUAUUUACAGAAUUAUAUUUUUAAUGAUACAAUUUAUCAUACAACUGAAAUUCUUAGGAAGACUCUGAAUCAUGGUUUAUAUUUUAUUACUAAAUUAUUGAGUAAAUUGUGCAUGAUUAUAUUAUCUAGAAAAUCUACAUUUUUUGUUUGCAAUAAGCAACUGUGAUAGUAAAUUUUAGAUUACAGAAUCUGAGAUUAAACUAUUUAUUACGAAACCUUAUUUUUGCAUAUUACUACUGUACGUAAUGGUUCUCAACUUACACAGCAUCUAUCUUUGAAAUAUUAUUAGGUGUUGUAAACGUGCUUAUUAACAUUAAGUGAUACUAACUGCCAUUUCGAAUUAUGAUGUAUACCUAUUGUGUCUUGUAGGUAUCCUAAGCAUUUUAUCUAAAAUGAAUAUUGUAUAAUAUUUUUAACCUUACGACUCUUAAUUCAAUUUAGAAAUAUUUUUAAUUCUGUAGCUGCCAAAUUUUAAACAAUAUAAUGCAUAAGUCAAUUCUAGCACUGGCCCUCAGUUUACAGAACCGUGAUAAUCUGUUUUGACGCAAAAUUACAAUGUAGUAACAUAUUUUUAUUUUUCUUUUUAUAGGACCUAGAAAAUAGUAUCAAAAUGAAAAAUAAAUUGAAUAAUUGUAUGAAAA
Spodoptera frugiperda (fall armyworm) is the source of this 2986-nucleotide messenger RNA. It is a transcript of the gene mlt, whose product is annotated as tubulin-specific chaperone cofactor E-like protein. The record is from RefSeq and is a predicted model, not a curated record. Lineage: Eukaryota; Metazoa; Arthropoda; Insecta; Lepidoptera; Noctuidae. Bases 509 to 1903 code for a protein of 464 amino acids. The transcript has 9 exons. Gene Ontology annotation, molecular function: alpha-tubulin binding. Gene Ontology annotation, biological process: protein folding.